GACGCCGUCUUUAUUUACGUUCCUCCUCGCCCCUCAACAGCAGGGCCUGGCGAGAACUCAAGGGAAAGGACAGACUUAAUUUAAAGUCAAAAACCCUAUAAAAGAAGAAAGAAGAAGAAGAAGACUUAAUCUAAGAUAAUCCUGUGGAUUGUUGGCGAGUAACACCAUCCUAAGUAUUAAGCAACUUCCCCAUAACUUGUACUUGACUACGUGGGAAUAGUUGAUAAACAGUCAGAUUGCCUGAUCUAUGACAAAGAAUAGACAGAUUGUGGAGAAGACUUACUCGCCUGUCUUACGGACUAUGAUGCGACAUCAGUACAAUGCUACUCCAUUCCUCUCAGAGGAAAUCGUGCUUGGACACUACACCUCUACAAGAAACUUUAUCCAUGAACUACUGAACAUGACGUAGUCUUGUAAAUCAUUGUUCAUUACACUUGAGUUCAAGCUCACACAACCAAGAAUAUUUUUCAUUCAUUCACAACAACAAAGAGUAAAGCAGGAAUGCCGACUCUUCCAGCCUCUGCUGUAGGGGGUCUAUACUCCAGAAGGCGUCAGCAAGUCAGGCGUGACCAUGACAAGAACAUCAUGUCUGGGGUGGUCAGCAUUAUUGUGAUUGUUGUAGUGUGUGCCUGCCUAAGCCAACCUCAGUGGUUCUGGUUGGAUGGAGGAGGUUGUAGCACACAUACUAUUGGCCUAUAUAUGUUUUUCCACCCAGGAGAGUUCCAAGCAACUGAAGGAACAACUUACAGCUCUUCAACUCCCCACCUAAUAUAUUAUGCAAAUGGCCACAAGCUGAAAUUUUGUGUGACUCCAGAAAUUGUAACCUUGAUGAGAGUUGUCAUUGGUCUUAUCUUUGUGAUGAUUUGUGCAUCGUUAAUUCAAAUGAUGCUUGACAUAACUGGCCCAACAGGCAGAAUCCUCAAGUGCGUCAGAAAAAAUGCAGUGGCUGGGAUUAUAUCAGUUUUGGUGUGUGUAGUGUGUGUUGGUGUAUGCUACUACAUUACUACCUUGAUAGAAAAACUACAAGAGGCCACAAAGCCAGUGACUGGACCAGCAGCAUCUGCUAGAGUGCAGAUUAAACUAGACGUUGGGUUUUACCUUCUCAUAUUUGCAGGUGGUAUGUCUGUGAUGGCAGUGGGAUGCAGCUGGUUACGACCAGCACACAUUUUUCAAGAUGGAGAUGCAGCUCCCUUAGUAGAAGAGUGGGGUGGCCUGGAGGGCAUGGAGACCUUCUCUGUUCCUCCAGGUAGUUCCCUAGGACCAUACCUGCCCUACCUACAUGAUAUGGAGCCUCCCCCACCAGUAGAAGGGCACCCUCCUCCUCCAUAUACUCCAUAGUAAUUUUAUUCCAGAUUAGUAUCCAAAGGUUAAGGAUAUGUAUUAUUUAUAUUAUUUAUGCAUUUGCUGUCUUUAGAGAUAGCCAUAUUUCCAUAUAUUGAUAGAAUAUAUAUGUAUAUAUAUAGACGGAUAAAUGUCAUUAUAUUUUUUUUUAUGCAGGGUUGUGAUAUAUAAUUUUUUUAUGCAGGGUUGUGACUCCUAGUUCUAAAAAUAAUGUUCUAGUGUAAGUUACUCAAGCUUUCAAAUUUAUUGUAUCUCCACUAAUCACUAAAGUCUAAGGAGAGAAUAAUCAAGAUAAAGCUGCUUAUUAUUAUUAUUAUUAUUCUAUUUAUUUAUAUUAUUAUUUCUUUUUUUCAUUUUCACAGCAGCAGGUACAUUGUCAUUGCAUCUGCUCCAUAUAAAAUAUGAUAGCAUGUGAGAAAGAGAAAGAAAUCUCUUUGUAAAAGAGAAUUGAGCUAAUAGUUAUGUAAAUACACUGUCCAAAUUAGCUUUUUUUUCUAUUUUGUUUAUGCUUGCAAGGGUUUACUAACAUUUAGUUACAAAAGAGUCAAUUGCUAUGUCUGCCUGACCUCACAUUUUAACCCCAUUAGUUAAGUUUGGGAUUUUUAAAAAUUCCUGAUAGUAAUAGUAUCAUAAAAUCAGUAUUAUAUUAUUGGUAGCCUUGUUAAUUGACUCCUUAUUGACUAAGGAGGGAGUCAUCAGUGUGUAAAUAAAAUUGUUAAGAUGGAAUCAGUAGGUAGAGUAUGUGUACAUGGAUUCCCAUUGUCAGUUUGUUAGCUUUGGAAGUUGUUAAUUUGUAUCAAUUAAUACGUAGAACUCAGUAUUUAGUUUUCAUUUAUAUGCUUUAUUCACAUUUGCAAAAGUGCAGUACAAAAUAAGACAAAUGAGUCACAAAAAUAAUAUGAUUACUUAAUUCAGAUAUUGAUUCCAGUGUAUUUCAAGCUUACACAGAGAUCUAGUUUAUUUUAUUUAUUUAUUUAUUUAUUUAUUUAUUUAUUUAUUUAUUUAUCUAUCUAUC
Molecule: messenger RNA, 2356 nt
Organism: Penaeus chinensis
Lineage: Eukaryota; Metazoa; Arthropoda; Malacostraca; Decapoda; Penaeidae
Product: transmembrane protein 127-like
Exons: 7
Coding region: 502-1338 (278 amino acids)
Biological process (GO): negative regulation of cell population proliferation; negative regulation of TOR signaling
Cellular component (GO): membrane
Source: RefSeq, a predicted model, not a curated record